Molecule: messenger RNA, 900 nt
Organism: Aureobasidium vineae
Lineage: Eukaryota; Fungi; Ascomycota; Dothideomycetes; Dothideales; Saccotheciaceae
Source: the annotation of a GenBank genome assembly
AUGGAAGAUGUUGGCGCAAAGUCAGAGCUCCCCAUGACGGCGCCCUCCGACCCGCCCUCAAUCCCUACCCUCGACGGCUGGAUCGAGAGCUUGAUGGCUUGUAAGCAGCUGUCCGAGGCCGACGUCCAGAGACUGUGUGAGAAGGCAAGAGAGGUCCUCCAGGACGAGUCCAAUGUCCAGCCUGUCUUCCACGAUCUGAUGGAGCUGUUCAAGAUUGGAGGCCCCAACCCUGACACCAACUACCUCUUCAUGGAGACCGUGACAUUGCUCGUCGCCCUCAAGAUCCGCUACCCACAACGCAUUACCAUUCUCCGUGGCAACCACGAGUCUCGUCAGAUCACCCAAGUCUACGGCUUCUACGACGAGUGCCUGCGCAAGUACGGCAACGCAAAUGUCUGGAAGUACUUCACCGAUCUCUUCGACUACCUACCCCUUACCGCCCUGAUCGACAACCAAAUCUUCUGUCUUCACGGUGGUCUGUCACCGAGCAUCGACACACUGGACAACAUCCGUGCGCUCGACAGAAUCCAAGAGGUGCCCCACGAGGGUCCCAUGUGCGAUCUGCUUUGGAGUGAUCCCGACGACAGAUGCGGUUGGGGAAUCAGUCCCAGAGGUGCCGGUUACACUUUCGGCCAGGACAUCAGCGAGGCUUUCAACCACAACAACGGCUUGACGCUGGUUGCCCGAGCCCAUCAACUGGUCAUGGAGGGCUACAACUGGAGUCAGGACAGAAACGUCGUCACGAUAUUCUCGGCUCCUAAUUACUGUUACCGCUGCGGCAACCAAGCUGCGAUCAUGGAGAUCGACGAACAUCUCAAAUACACCUUCCUUCAAUUCGAUCCCUGCCCACGCGCCGGCGAGCCAAUGGUGUCUCGUCGCACUCCCGACUACUUCCUCUAG